Molecule: messenger RNA, 5571 nt
Organism: Tigriopus californicus
Lineage: Eukaryota; Metazoa; Arthropoda; Copepoda; Harpacticoida; Harpacticidae
Exons: 17
Coding region: 580-5469 (1629 amino acids)
Biological process (GO): signal transduction
Cellular component (GO): cytoskeleton
Molecular function (GO): protein binding
Source: RefSeq, a predicted model, not a curated record
GUGUCGAAACCUGUAAGAAAUAGUAUAAUGCAGCGCCAGCGCACGCAGGGCUGAAGAUUAAGCCUAGGCCGAAGAGGCUUGGCAAAACUUCAAUGUAGAACCGUUUUUCAAACACUGCCUGGGUUUUCAUUCCAUCAUGUACGAACUCCUACACGCACAACUAGUAGUAGUAGUAGUAGUAGUAGUAGUAGUGGUUAUGGGAGAAAUAGGUGAUAUGUAGUACAGCACUAAGAUGUUGAAAGGGAUGCGCAGCUGAAUUCGAUGAAAUCCAAGGGAAAAGUGGACAAAUAACUGUGAAGGCUAAAAGAAGACAUAAUUGAAAGAAAGGUGUGUGUGCAUGUGUGUGUGGAGUGAGAGUGAGGGACUAAGUGAGUACGUGAGGAAGUGAGUAAGUGUGUGAUUGAGGGAGUGGGGGAGUGAAACCUAAUCAUGUUGGUGGAACACCUUUGAAACAGGGUGUUCGGUCCAAGUGUGUCGCUCGAGACCGCCUCAAAUUCAAAUAGCGAUAUACAGUCAAGAUCCAGUGAGACCGAGUGAUAACAGAUCAAGGGUGGAGUCAAACAACUUUGGGCUCAUUCAAUGUUUCAAAAUCCUUGGUACUCGAAGCCCCCUCAAGCGAAUGACGGAGGCCCAGCGUGUCUCGCCUCUGAAAGCAACAUGUCUCGAGGCGAGGAGCAAUCUCAAGAGGAGUCCGAACCACAAUCGGGGACUGCCCACCCAAUUCACCCUGCUCAUCAAGCUCGCACGGACCCUAGCCUCAAGCCUGACGUGGAAAGCGAUUCCAGGCUGGGAACGCAGCCAGAGCGCGAGAUCGAUGAACACAGGGAGAACCGCCCCAUUUGGACUUGUCACAAGACCCACGAGGGAAGGUUUUAUUAUUGCAACCAUCACACCCACACCAGUGGCUGGUUACCGCCUAUCGAUAUUUGGGACUCCUCGCAAAGUAAUCUCCCCUACGGCUGGGAAAGUGCUCGGAGCAAGGAUGGACGAACAUAUUAUGUCAACCACCUCAGCAAAACCACCACAUACGAGCCGCCCAAUGUCUGGGAUAAAUAUGAGGCCGAAGAGGCCUCCAAACCUCGCCGAAUCACGUUGGAACGCGAUCCAGAACUCGGGUUUGGAUUUGUCGCUGGAUCAGAAAGACCAGUUAUUGUCAGAUUUGUAACAACAGGGGGUCCAAGCGUGGAUAAGCUCAUGCCUGGUGAUCAAAUUUUGAAUAUCAAUGGGGAAGAUGUGAAACUCGCCCCAAGAGAUCAUGUGAUCCGACUAGUCAGAAAUUCCACAGAGUCCGUCUGUCUCUUAGUUUGUCAACCUCCUCUGGACAACUCUUCGACGCGUAAGUCAGCCUUGUUAUCAGCAACCAAGAAAGCCAAAUUAAGGACCAAACCAUCGCGAGUACGAUUUGCCGAAAGCGUGGACAUUAAUGAUCCAUCGUCCCAAUCUCAGACCCAUCCCAAUGAUUCUGUGCUUCCGUUGAUGCCAAACGUCUUGAAAGUGUUCCUGGAAAAUGGUCAGACCAAAUCAUUCAAGUACGACUCCACGACCACAGUUCAAGAUGUGAUCAAUUCGCUGCAAGCCAAAUUGGGCCUAAAGUCAUCCAAGAGCUUUGGUUUGAUGGUGGAACACAUCAAAAGUCUCAGGCGAAACAAGUUGACCAUCCUGAAUCCCAAGGAGCGAUUGACCAUGAUUGCUUCCCGUCCUGGUUCUCAAAACCUGCGUUGUUUGUUCCGCGUGACUUUCGUGCCUGAAGAUGCGUACGAGCUCCUCCGUGAAGACCCGAUGGCUUUCGAGUAUCUCUAUGUUCAAUGUUGCAAUGACGUUAUGCAAGAACGGUUUGCUCCGGAGCUCAAAUAUGACUUUGCCUUCAAGUUAGCAGCCCUUCAAAUGCAUCAACAUCUUUUAUCAAACAAUGAAAGUCUGACGAAAGUGACAAUCAAGAUGGUCGAACGGGAAUUUGGCUUGGACCGAUUUGUGCCUUCAAGCGUGGGAGACUCCAUGAAGCCCAAAGAACUAAGAAAAGUGUUGGCCCAUUUUCUGAAGCUCAAUCAGAGACUCUCAUCGACGCCCCAGAAAGUUCUUACACCUCUCCAAGCGAAAUUGCACUACCUUAGGAUAAUUAGUGAUCUUCCCAGUUAUGGGGCAAAAUGUUUCUCCAGCAGCAUCAAUGAGUCAAACGUUGAAUCGGCCAUUCUUGUAAGCCCAAGGUUUGGAGUGAGCCAGAUUAACAACAUGGGACACAAUGUGCCCAUUAACCUCUGUGAUAUUGACAAAAUCUCUCGAAUUGAGGCUGUUAAAAACGAAGAAAGGUUUCAAAGAAUAGAAAUUCACACAACAGACAUGGAUAAGAAGCCCACCUCUUUGCUCCUGGAAGAUAAUGACGCUGAGGAGCUCAUUCUGGUCUUGCAAGGAUACUUUAGACUCUUAACAUCGUUGGAAUUGGAGGUAAAGAGGGAACCGUCGCAAUUUGCCCCUCAAGUACCUGCGCCUGCGUAUUGCAGUAAGCACGCUGUGGUCCCCUCUGGUUGGAACUAUGCUGGAUCUCCUGAGAGAACUAAUGCUCUUGAAUCGAAGAACUAUCCCGUGGUUGACCUAGGAGAGCAUCCUCCUUACAGGCAUCCUUCCGAGGGACAUGAAGUCCCACUACCUGAGAAUCCAAAUGAACAAGAUCGCCACUUGAACUCUGAAUCAGAGGACAGUGACAGUCGGCAGAACGUUAAUUUGGAUAGCCCCAGAAGCAGCAUUUCACACAGGAGUUUAUCAAAAACCGUCAAUCAUCAUUCACCAGUUCCGGAAAGAAUCAGGUCUAAUCGUGAUACUGGCCAGCUAAUUAGGUCAACACAUCAUAAUGAAGCUCUUAAUGAAGCAGUCAUUCGAAAUAGAACGAGCAAUGGAUUGGGGCCAAAACCUCAUUCUAUACAAGGCGUUCGAUCAUCCGGAGAAACGCUGGAAAGUGGCGCAAGUUCCAAUAGUUCCAAUGGCUCUGGAACAGAUUCGGAGAGCGUCAUCACUUUCAAGUCUGAAAUGUCUGCAACGGCGGAUAGCUUUGGCAAACUAAAGCAUAGUGAUUCAUUGCUAUUGCUCUCCAAGGUUGCCGAGGAUUCCGAUGACUACACCCAAGGACUCACACAAGCAGUUAACGAGUCGUUGUCCUUUGAUAAGAGCGCACACGUAAAAAACUUUCCAGAGCUCGGUGGUCCAUAUUCGGAGUCCCCACCCAAGGGCAGGGUCAACCCCGUUGUGAUAACGAAGCGUCUGAAACCGAGUGAUUCCAGUUUUGGACUUCAUGCCGAUGAUGAAAUGAAUAGCGCUUCGGUUCAGGACACCAAUAUGGAUUCAAAAUUGAAGGAGGAUGCUCGAGGUCGCUCCAAUGCAAGAGCAAAAGCAGAUCAAGAUCUCAUUGACCUGACUAUGAUUCCUCCUCCAAUGACUCCGGAUGAGGACGGACCUUUUCAAAGUACUACCUCAACAUCAAAUGCAUUUAGUACCCCACCCACGCCAUUUGCUGAUCGACAAUCUUUAGAUGCCGAACUCCGUGCGCUAGAAAUUGAUUUGGGGCGAAUCUCAUCCAUCAAAGACUUUGGAAGUGAUCACGAGUCCACUUGGAACUCAGCAACACUAUCAACUGCCAAUGCCAUCAUGGAUCAUGUUUAUCACAUGGACGAGUCUCGAACCUCGGGGAUAGCAGCCCUCUAUCAAAUGCGGGACAUCGAUUCGUUUAUUGAAAACAUGGCAGUGCCGCCACCACCACCUCAAAACAAUAAUGAAGGCUCUUUGAGAGAUCACUCUGAUUUGUCGGCAUUUAUCAUUCCUCCCCCUCCAACGGGUCUGCCUCAAAGGCCUCCCAAAAAUGUCCGCAUCCCAACAUCUUUUUUGUCGCCAUCGUCAUCGUCGUCGUUGAUGGCGUCCUCAGAACGAGAAAAAAAUGCAUCCUUUCAAACAUCCAGUGGAUCAACUGAGCACAAAUUUGUUAAGAACUCGCUUACGAAAGUCAACAUGGACAGAGAAGUGGACGAGGUCAACGUGAAUCAAAAUGUCAAACAAAUUUCGACUUCUACCUCAGCGGUGAUUGUCAAUGACCGUGGGGAAAAGAUAUCUCCUCGAAUUGCGUCGCUUCAGCAGAAACUGUUAAGCCCCUCUAAUGAUGGGCCUGGAUCACAAUUGUCUGCUCAGUCUAGCUCCCUGCCAAUCCAAGUGGGCAAAACGUUCAUGCCCGCUUCACCAGGGUCUUCCGGUUUUUCAGCCACACCUCCCCCUCCUCCGCCGCCCCCUCGCUCAUCAACCCUUGCAAGGAGUCGAGUCCCUCAAAACCUCACCCAUUCUUCGAUCCAGUCCGGUCUGAAACCCCAGCUUUCUCUGCCGUUGGUAACCAAUAAUCUUGAGCCUGAAGUAUCCUCUAACCCAUCACAAGUAGACGAGAUUCCUCCCUCGCUUCCUCCAAGAAUGUCCCCUUUGAAAUCAUGGGAUGUAAAACCGACCCAAGAGCCUCCCCUCCACCCAACUCCAACUUAUAUUGUACCUGGCACUUUCCAUACUACGAUUCAGUCAAGUAUAAAACCAGCUGUACCAGCAAGGAGUAGUAAACCAGUGACCAAACUUGUCCGGAGCCUGCCAGAUAUUCCAGUCGAAAACGGGGACACUGUCCAGAGAUUGGGUGAAACUGGAACAGAAGAGGGUAAACCGAAACUGCCGGCCAAAACUAUACCCUCGUCUGAGCGGGUCAUGGUGAACGUCAGUGGUCGAAAGUUGCCCAUCACCCCGCCCAAACCCAAGCUCGCCAACAUAGAUCUUCAGCGAGAUCUCAAAUCCAGUCCUGGUCGUACCUUUCCGGCGUCAAUUUCAGUGGAUCCCGUCGAACUCUACUCAAAUAGCGAGUUUGAUCCCGAUGACGGGAGCUCCCUCGAGGGAACCAGCGUAGAUGACGAAACGUUUCCAUCCAACUUGAAUUCAAGCCACCGCAAUCCCGCCAUCGUUUUCCAACGAGCGGAAUCAGACAUCAAGAAAGUGGUCUCACACUUGUCGAAAUCAUGCGAGCUGAUCAAGACAAGGCACAAUUGUCCGACGACACAGAAAAACGAGACUUCGGCUGAGCAAUCGUAUCACCAUAUUUGCGAACAACUCACAGACGAAUGUCGACAAUUUGUAACCGCCUCUAAAUUGUUUGUGAAAAGCGCAACUGAAAGCGAAAAUCAGUUGCUCCAAUGUCUCGAGCAUUGCGUGAAAAUGAUUCAACGAAUCGGCACAAUAUGUCGCGCGAUUGCAGAGUGCGAGAAGAAAUCCGACCAAACUGAGGGCCUGAUCUCCAAAGUCAAAGAUAUGGCGGAAACGUAUCUUCAAACGGUCCAAGCUGCUUCUCUAGCCUUGGGACAAGGUGUCAACGAUCCAUCGAUGAAUGUUCUCAUGAAAAAGGCCACCUCUUUGGCUAGUGUCUUGACGAUUUUGAUGCGCUCUUUGAGGGUCUUCUCUGCUUAAUUACAGACCUAUCUCCAUCGUACAACCAAUUCAAUCGUGACCUAAAAAAGAAACAAUGCAUUUUAUUCGGAGCACAACCAGAAAUAAAGUUCCUACAUUUUA